AAGGAGUUCUUUAAUAUUUGUCUAACGUAGUGUCGCUUCUUUCGAAUAUUUUAUUGUUUAUGAUGACCACUGUAAUGCUUGGAUGAACACACAAAGGUAAUAUGUUAUUUGACAGAAAGAUAUUUAUUAUUUGAGAAACCAGAUAAUCCGGUUUGUUGAAUCGAACAUGCAUUUGCUUACUUCGUUCCAAAAUUAGUUUCAAUUGAAGAAAUAUUAUUAAAUCCGAAGAAAUCUUUCUCCGUGCAUGAUGAUUAUAAUUACAAGUACCAAAUAUUCUCUCAAUGCGCACACAGUAACAGUAAUGAAAAUGCGAACGUCGACCACUCUCGGGUGUCCCCUGAAAACUGAGAGAAGCUCGGAGUUGAAAUUCCUCUCUCUGGAAUUUAGAUUCUCGUUUCCGAUAUCUCUCUCUCUCUCUCUCUCUCUCUCGUGGGGCACAGAAGCCCAGCCCCCCGGAUACCUCAACGGAGUCGAGGACGCUGGAAUGCGCCGUGAAAAUAACACCGGGAAAAAUAACAUCCCCAGGAAGAAGCUCCGGCGGUCUACCGGCGACGUUAGAAAGUGUGACCGCGACUUUCCGCGACUGAGGUUUUAGAACGGCCGCCGCGCCUUUUCUUCCCCAGAUCUCCCGAUUUUACGUAACGAUCCUCGAGCGAUCUAUAAACGCCGGCGUCGCGUUUUCCCUAUCCGAUUGGCGACUGAGGCGCGAUCGCUAUGCUAAGAUCGCUAAGAGACCAGUGUUCAAGUCUCCACCAUCAAUCGCGGCCUUCUUUACAUUUACCUCUGCUCCCUCUCGGUGCCCUCCGCGCGCGCACACACGCAUACAAACACACGCGGCAUACCCGCUCAUUUAUUCACUUGUUCACUCGCUCGCUCGGUCAUCCGCUCGCUCGCUCGUUCACACGCACACACACACAUUCACUGACUACCUGACGAGAACUCGAGCUCGGGCGAGUCACGUGGCCACCGAUCGCGAAGGAUGUUUGCGGGAUCGCCAAGUCAGUCCGCGGCGGUCGGCUCGUCGAGAAAGAGAGGAGGCUCGAUCGGCCGGACGAAGUAGAGAGAGACGGAGAUACUGGAUCGGAGGUGUACCGCCCGGGGUCUCGGGAUCGUCUCUAGCUCUACCUGUCCGACGGCAUUCGGUGCGCGUCGCUUCAGGUUUUUCCUCGCGGGUUCACGCGGGUGUGUGUACGCGCCGAGUGUUCUCUCGCGUUCGCCGCGGAAUCGAGCUGACGAGGAAGGGGAAUCCUCGGAUGCUUCCUUUCGUCCAACACGGCUUCCGGGCCGAAAAUCAAGUCUCGGGGCGUAAUCGAGGCUCGACGUUAGGCGGGGGCCGAGUGUUUCCCUGAUUGAUCGGCGCGUUAGAAAGCGGACGCCGCUUUCGAUCGCGCGGCGUUCUCGCGCGCGGAGUAGACGCGAUGUGACUCCGUCGCGGGUGUGUGAUGUGUGCGGGUGAGAAGUCGUCAGCACCUGGGGAACCAGCGUCCUCGGCUUCCCUUCGCGCGCCGACUGACAAACGAUAACGGCGGCUCGUUAUCGCGAGCGUUCCCGAUUUCGCCGCGAGGCUCGCGAGGGAGAAACGAGGGAGGAGGAGCGCGAAAGGUGAGCGCGGAAAGGUGAGCACCGCUCAGCUUUUCGACGGGCGAUCUUUCGCGCGAUCGCCGCAUCUGUCCCGCAUCGCGAACAGUUGGCGCGCGCGCGCGCGAUAGAAAGUUUAUUCGCGCGUGUGCGAUAAGCCAGGUCGCGGGUUGGCAGCUCGCGCUGAGGAGGAUCGCGGGAUCGGCGAGUCCUACCUGCGCGGUCUCCUCGUGAAAAGAAAGCACCGGAGCGAUCGAGAUAGAAAGGCCGGAGUAUCGAGGCCGCAACUGAGCCACAUCUCUCGGCUGAAUCCGAGCUGAAUGGGAGAAAGGAGCGUAGGAGAAGCCGAGAGACUUUUGUGGAAAAUCACCGCGGGAUCCUUGAACCGCGCGACGGAAUUGUAUGCAAAAGCGCGCGCGGUUUCGCAACGCGCGGCUCGCUCGAGCAGGAAGGAGAAUUUCCGAAAUCGCCGAGCUUGGGCCGGUUAACGAUGUGCUUGUAAGGAACACACGACGCACCGGAAUUGUAUGCAAAAUCACUGCGCGAUAUCGCGCGGCAUCGGUGAUCGCGCUCGACCCGCUUGCGAAUAAAGAGGACGAGGCGGGAGUGCUCGAGGGGGAGAGAAACGAAAGAGAAGCGAAGGAGAAGGAAACUCGAGGCGAAUCGAGGGUACCGCAGGACGGCGGUAACGAUCUCGCUGGCGCAACGCGGCGCAAAAGCGCGUGCAACAUUGCACAACGUCGUCAGCCCGGGCGCAACUUUUCCGAAACAACGCGGCGUCGUCCGCCGUGAUGAUCGCUUUAUCUACCUGAACAGCCGGUGAACUGACUCAUCGCGUUAUCGCUGAGAGAGCGUGAAACAUCGCCGAGGCAAAUAUUGAGUCGGCCGAGGAAUUCGAGGAGUGAGCGAGAGCGAGCGAUCCGACACCGCCGGCGCGAAAAGCGUCGCGCGAGUUUGCCGAGCGCACACAACGCCGUUUUGUACAUUCUUCGCUCGGCCUCGCGCGAUAAACACGGUGAUAAACGUCGCCUCUUAUCUCCCGCGAAGAAGCUCCGCGGAGCGUUCGUUUCCCUCUCUUCCUCUCGCGCGUCAGGUGAAGGUAUCUCGCAUCGCCACUGACAUUUAGUCAUUGCGAAGUAACGCCGCGCGUGCCUGCCUCGGCGAAAUUGCGGGUCAGUCGAUCGAAAAGCUCACGGGUGAUCGCCGAUGAUAAUCGCGAGAAAUUAUCCUCCGCUCGGGAAUUUCGUCACGUCCUCUCCGCCGGGCCUCUCUUUCUCUCUCGCGCCGUAUUUUGUCCGCAGUGCGAACUAUUUGAGGCGUCGCGGCGUGAGUGCGCGAAAUCGCCAGCCGGUGUGAAACCGAAGUGGCCGAGGGUGCAGCCGCGGAUGAAUCGUUAUCUCGGGAGCGGCCGAUUUCGUUUCUGAUACGCCGAUUUUAUCCGCACCGCGAAGUGUGUCGCGUACGCUCUCAUUGUCACGCGUUCGGGCUCGCGUCGAGAAUGAUAGUCGGUUAGGUCGGCGCGAAAAAGCAGCGGAAUGCAGCUGGCGACCAGUCAGAGGCCUCACCCGCCUCCGGUGCCGCCUCGGCCGAGUCGGCAGGUGGUUGCGGAGGCCCUUAAGAGAUCGCCAAGGCCGCCCUGCCCCACCAGGCAGGCCCCGCCGCCGCCGAACACGAAGCCCUGGAGAUCCAGUCAGCAGCAGCUUCAACAACAACAAGUACAACAACAGGUGUCCCCGACCGGCGGACGUACGAUCGUGUACGAGUCCACCAAGGAGUGCGCGAAGGACUGUAAGGACGAGACCGUGCUGAGCGAGGGAAACCAACGGGAUCCGAAGCGAGGCGCGACUAUCGACAGAAACAACGACGAGGAUAGCUGUUGUCCUGAAAAUCCGGCGGAUCGCCGAAAAUCGAACGACGGCAAGAUCCUGGUCACGCCUCACGAUCACCACCAUCACCAGCAGCAGCACGAGAGCGGCAGUGCUCCGGAGAAGACCCAAGCGAUAUACCCCGUAGGAAAGCUCGCGAGCAACGUGGUGCGCAAGCGAAACAGCCUGACCGAGGAGCAACGGCCGUGCAGGCCGUUGGAGGUCCGCCGGAACUCCCGCGGGAAGGACCAGGCGAAUCCAGCGGAGCACCCAAGCCGGUGCAAGGACUCGCCCGGUAAAGAUCAACGGAGGGAGGACACCUCGACGGAGAGGGCGGUCGAAGUGGCGGCCGUCGGCUCGAAAGACCGACCCNCGGCCGUCGGCUCGAAAGACCGACCCGAGCCGGCGUCGAGGGCUCCGCCGCCGGUGGCUGCCAGGAGCAACGUGUCCUUCGAAGACGAGCAUCGUGCGUCUUCCAGCCCGGAUUCCGGCCGAGUCGCGGUGACUCAUUCGGAAAAACGCAGCCCGGAGAGAGAGGCGAACGGGCAGGACGUUCGGCCGACGCCCACGUGCAGAUUGUGUCCCGCUGAGCAGGAAGCGUCCUUGGCGAGUGAAAAGGCUAUCAGAAACGGCGCCGAGGCUGCGAUCGAGAGAUCAGGCAAGCCGACGAGCGGCCUCCCGAGCGUUGACCGCGCCACCACGGUGUUGGUCGUCGACGACGAAGCGGAGCGUAAAGUCCUCACGCCCGACGACGACGAAGACAGUCACGACAGCGACAACAACAUCCACCGGCAGGACUGGCUGGAGGCGGGGGUCCGUUACUCCUCCACGCAGAUCACCCUGCACGGCGACGGCGACGCCGUCGACGGGGACCGCGUCAACGGUUACGACCAUCGCGAGGAGGAGAGAAUUACCGACCUUGAUUUCAUCAGCAUACAAGAAAGGAUCGCGAUGUCUUCCCUGCAGGGAUUGCCUCCGUUGCCGAGGAGCCUGAGCGGUUUCAACCUGAGCGCCGGCCGUGGCGAGAGUGGAGAGCCGCCUCCACCGCCCACGAGGUCGUCCAGUAAAUCCCAAAGAGGCGGUAAAACGUCGGUGCAGUCGUCGUCGAGGCCGUCGCCACCUGCCAGGCAACUUACCACCCUGGAUACCCAGCUGGCGGUGCUCAGGAGAGAAAUGUUCGGCCUGCGGCAGCUCGACCUGUCGCUGCUGUCCCAGCUGUGGUCGCUGAACGAGUCGAUCCAGGAGUUUCGGCAGCUGCUGCAGGAGCAGGAGGACCGGGCGCCCUCGCCGUCGCCCAGCAGCGAGGAAGGGGACGACACGUCGUACGGAGCGCAUCCACCGCCGCCGCCGAGGCGGCCGGCGCCCACGCUGCACCAUCAUCGACCGCCACGACCACCCAGGCCGCCCAGGCCGUCGCCCAGCGACGAGUCGCCGUCGAGCGAGGAGUACGGGGCAGUUUGACGUAUCGUCACCGAGAGGAAGAAGCACACCAGACGGUCCCGCUCGUAUCAACGCCCUUAGAUCGUCCUGGGCUGGUCGCUUCAGGGGAAGAAAGAAAGAGGGUCUCCCGAGAUCAUCGGGAGACCGACGUCGUGGAGACGAUGAUAUCGCGAUCUCGGCCACUUCGUUCACCCCCCCCC
This is a messenger RNA of Dinoponera quadriceps, 5083 nucleotides long. RefSeq names its product serine/arginine repetitive matrix protein 1-like. Bases 3114 to 4904 code for a protein of 596 amino acids. Lineage: Eukaryota; Metazoa; Arthropoda; Insecta; Hymenoptera; Formicidae. The transcript has 3 exons. The record is from RefSeq and is a predicted model, not a curated record.